Molecule: messenger RNA, 3785 nt
Organism: Lingula anatina
Lineage: Eukaryota; Metazoa; Brachiopoda; Lingulata; Lingulida; Lingulidae
Biological process (GO): protein ubiquitination
Molecular function (GO): zinc ion binding; ubiquitin-protein transferase activity
Source: RefSeq, a predicted model, not a curated record
UAAAAAUAGAACGUAGGUCUUGCACAAGCAGUAGAAAGUUGGAUCAUCGAACGGUAUUAAUAUGAAGUUAGGAUAUACAUCUGUCAGUAUUCCAAAACAGAAAACAAGGAGAAGAAACGAAGAAAAGGGGAGAAUAUUUAUACAGAUAACAAAGACAAAGCCUCAAAUAUGGUUUGGAAAGGUUGGAAAAGUAACGUCCACUCGGGCAACACCCUGAGAGCCUCAAACUCUCACUACCAACGCUGCUACGCCGCCGAAGCAUCCCUGUUAAAACACUCCUCCGCCAAGGGCGUUGGAGAUGACAUCGAAGAUGGGGGUCUUCAGACAGGUGGCGUUACCUACUCCCUCAACAAGAAAGGCCGAUGGAAACUCCCAAAGCUUUUGAAACAAAGUAUACAUGAGGGUGUAUGGAAAAAUGAUGAUUGCCAGGUUGCUUUGUUUGAGCACCACAAAAUCAAACAACAUGCUGACUGUAUUAGUUAUUGCAGCUCGGGAAGAAAUGGGAGCUGUAUCGAGAUCAAACCACAGGGACACACAUACUUUGAUGCAGCCAGCGUGCUUGUUAAGUCUGGUUAUGGUAAAAGAAGCCAGAAGAAAAGGGAAAAGCGGCUGGCAAAAAUGAGGAAAAAGUAUGGAGUAGAUUAUAACGAAGAGAGUACUGGAGAGGAAGUUGUGGACACUGUGCAGCAUGCUGUCAGCUAUGAAAUAUACUACCCUUGUCAUAAGACCAGCUCAAUCACACAUAAUAAGAAGUAUAUUAGAGACCAAGAUGUAUCAAGUUAUGAGGAUGCAGAACACAACAACAAUGGCAGUUCAAAAAUCUCAAAGAAAGGAGCCACAAAGCAAAGAGGGAAGCUGAGAUGGAGCAGUCAGGUUACUGAAUAUGAGGAGCAGUUUGACAGCUUUUACAGCAGUGAAGAUGAAGUGGAACUUGAGGACACCAAUAGGGAGGAUGAGCACCACUUCACUUUGGACUGGGACAGUGUAGAAAGAUCUAACACUGUCCUCAGCGACUUAGUUGACAGAGCUGUGGAAGCAAAAGGGAGCUACAACAGUGGAUUGUUUCAAGGAGAGGCUCAAGAAAAAUCUACACCCUCUCUUCCUGUCUCUCAAGACACCUCCAAAGACAAUAAAGUCUUCUUCCCAGCUGAUGAAUACUAUGAGUUCAGACCAAAGGAGGAAAUUAUCGAAAAAGAUAUAAAUAAGGAGAAAAAGGGGGAAAAGCCAUCAGCCAAAUUGACAAAGCAGUCAUCUAAAGGUCAUCCCUGUGUCUCCAUCCCUGUCAUUAUGGACACGACCAACGACGCCAUUGCUCCUGAAGUUUUACAAUCCACAUAUGGCGACUAUUAUAAAGAAGGCAAUUGUAUUCCAAGGACUUUCACCAUUGACAUUUCCAAGUUUGUGCUUGAACAGGUCAGGAAGGACACCAUUUUACGUAGUCAUGGGUCUCAUUUGGACCUCCACAGUUAUCUGGUAGUGCAGGUUUUACCUGAGGGGGGAGCAGGGACACAGGCUACUGUGAAGGUAAGCUUGAAAGGCAACUUCAAGAUGGAGACGGUGAAGAUUGAAACUCUGAAUGACAUGGGUAUAUAUGCCUCAGUGGAUGCCCUGGUGUCAGCAACUGCUGUUUAUAUCUGCAUGCUGCCUUUUGAAUGUUUUUACACAACCUCUGCUCCACCUAUGACAGUUAGUAAGGCAUCUCUCAAGUUUGACACUCUGAGUUCAGCUUGCAAAUGGGAAACUGCUUCAGGGCUUCCAGCAGAAUUAUAUAGCACUCUCAUUGGAGAUUCUACGGCGAACACACAGAUGGAUGAAACCUGUGAGGAAGACACCUGUGUUGUCUACAGGCAAAGUGAAGAGUACUGUAAUAUCUGCUUUGAGUGGACGUCCCAGGGGUAUGCAAUGGGCGUGGCCAUCAGCCCUUGUUAUCAUUGGUUCUGUCGUAACUGUUGGCAACAGCACAUUGAGAGCAGGGUGCAGCAGGGAGAUAUGAUCCUGUAUUGUCCAGAAUACCAGUGCUCCUCCAGACUUGACAUUGCAACACUGGUAUCUUUGGUAGACGUCAGGACAGUCAGACAUCACCUGAUGCAGAAACAUGAGAUGGCUCUGAGCAUGGAGGAGAACCUGAAGUGGUGCCCUAACCGCAAGUGUGGCAGGAUGAUCAUGGCUAAAGGUCACGCAGCCGAGGAAUCCGUGUCUGUAUCCUGUAAGUGUGGCGCUGCUGUCUGUUUCAAGUGUAUGAAAGCGCCUCAUUGGCCAGCUAGGUGCGACCUAGCUAACAAUUACAAACGCAAGCUGAGAGUUAGAAAAGACAAUUCCGCUUCUGGACCUGAAGAUGCUGUGGUCUUUGUGAGACGUUGCCCUCACUGUCGACUUCCUAUAGAGAAGAACGGAGGAUGUUCACGUAUGAUUUGUCGCUGUGGAAAAGACUUCUGCUGGCAAUGUCUGGCCAAAAAAUGCAUCUGUAGCCAAGGCAAUACUGCUGCCACAAAUGAAGCAAUUACUCUGAGGUACAUUGCGUCCCCCGUUCAGUUUGUCAGCAACCUCAGUAAAGAAAUGCUGUAUAGGUCUUCAGUGGAACACAGGCGAGCAGCCCGGGAAUAUCAUGGAUCAGGCAUUGAUAAGAAAAUCAAGACAAUGCUGUACAGAGGGAAGCAUGGGGAAUUAGACUUUCCCAUAAUUGCAAAGCAAGUCCAGAAACGAGUGGAAAAACUUGAACAGAUGCAGAAAUUUUUAGAGUCAGCAGCUGAUUUCAAUGCUGAGCUUCACCACUUGGCAGAGCACACUGCCCUCCAUCUGCAGGAUGACCAAGUAGCGGCAGGAGUUGAGCCCAUCUUUAAGCGCAUUGAUUUCGUCUCCUGGAGCAUAAAUGAGAUUUUCAAUGAUGAAAGAUUCUCAAACAUGGACACAAUCAUGAAAAAACUGAGCAAGCUGAUGUCCAUUGGAAAGACCUGUGUACAAUCCUUGGCUUCUGUGCUGCGACAAAGUGGGAAACAGAUGUAAAGUGUUGAAGGGAAAACAGUUUUACUUUGAAGUUGAACAUCUAUUUCACCAUCUUUCAUAAUGAUUGACGUAGGUUAUUGUGUAGCUUCUGACUACCAUACAGGCAAUUCCAGACUGGUCCUGGUUUCACACAAAAAAUUUAAGUCAGGUUUUCUGACUAAGAACUGAAUUACCAAGGUUACAUGGUCACAUGGGCACAUCUUGCCCUAUCAGGAAAAGUGUAACAACACCCUAAUAGAAUUCCUAGUUAACUAAGCCAGGGAACUGCCUGUAUUAUUUGGGGACAGGAAAUCCAGAGACUUGUUGAACUAUCAAGUGAAACCUCAUCAUUGAUAUUUGUAUGACUAAUUUCAAGUAGAUCAAUCAUGCAAAGGGAAUAUAUUGUCAUUGAAUAUUUUGUAUCAUGAAAACCCAAUGUAACUGCAAUUUAUCACAGAUACAAAUGCAGCUUUUUGUUCGACAAAUGCAGAGAUGCAGAACUAAAACUAAAAUUCAGGUUUACCUUUUGUAACCUUAGGAGUGUUGUUAUUUUACAUAUAUGUAUAAAUUGAUUUUUAAGGUCCCUUUUAAUAUUUUUGUGUAUAUGGAAUUGAAAUCAAUAUUAAAUUAGAUAAUUAAAGAAUAGGUGAACAUAAAACAAAAUUGUUGUUCAAAUGCUUGCAACAUUACAAUCAUUGACUGUAUUUUACAUUUUUUGAUGUAAUAAAUUUAUUUACAUCUACAUCUUGGAAUCUGCAUUUGCCGCGGAGUCCGAAGAUCCCAGGUUCCAUUCCAAGCCCGUU